AUGGCUGCUGAUAAGAAGAAGCACUUACACGAGCUGCUUGAAGAUGACCAAGAGCCUUUUCAUCUCAACCAUUACAUCGCCGACCUUCGAUCUCAGAUGGGUUGCUCCGAUUUGCGUGUCAAGAAGCGAAAGUCUGAAAACGCCGCCGUUUUUCCUCCUCGUUUAUUCUCCUGCGAGAGUUCUUGUUUCUUAGCGACUCAUAAAUCUCCCGACCCGAGAAAAUCUCCUCUCUUCGAGCUCCGGUCUCCGGCGAAGAAGAAGACUCGUGACGGUCGAGUUUUCCUCCAGAUUCCUGCGAGAACAGCCGCAAUUCUCCUGGAGGCGGCGGCGAGGAUUCAGAAGCAACAGUCGGCGAAGGCUAAUAAGACCAACGACAAAACUCGGAACAGAGGAAACGGGUUUGGGAUGUUCGGGUCCGUUUUGAAGCGGUUGACAAACCGUAAAACGAAACCGCGUCUGGAUGACGCCGACGGAAAUGCGGUUUCGUCGGAACGCGGGUCGGAACCGACGAGCAGCAGUAGCCGGCGAGAGCGUUUCGUGGAGAUUGGAGGAGAUAAGUGCUUUUGUGAGAGCCCUUUUCAUUUCGUCCUAACUACAACUCCUUCUUCUUCUUCUUCCGGUCACCGGACUCCCCACUUCACGUCGACGGCUACUUCUCCGGCCAGACGCAGUACAGAGGACGAAGAUAGCGAUGAGACAGAGAGCUUAGAGAAAGCGAGAGGACAAGAAGAAGGAGAUAAAGAAGAGGAAGACAAGGAACAAUGUAGCCCUGUUUCUGUACUUGACCCUCUUGAGGAAGAGGAGGACGACGAGGACCACCACCAGCGAGAGCCUGACGACCAUCUCAAUCUCCUCUCGUGUAGCUUCGAAGUUGUACAACGGGCUAAAAGGAGACUACUCAAGAAGCUUCGUAGAUUUGAGAAGUUAGCGGGGCUGGAUCCGGUAGACCUUGACGGGAAGAUGUCGGAAGAAGAAGAAGAUGAAGAGUAUGAGGAGAGCGAGGAAGACGAUAACGUAAGGGUUUAUGACUCGGAUGAAGAAUAUGAGGACGUUGAUGAAGCGAUGGCACGAGAGAGCGGAUGUGGGGGAGAUGAGAGGAGGAUAAAGAAUGAUGAGAGGAAGAAGAAGUGGAGGAUGAUGAAUAAUGCAUGGAGGGUAGGGCUAGGAGCGGAGGAGGAAGUAGAGGCGGUGGUGCGGAAAGAUAUAAGAGAGGAGGCCGGAGAGUGGAGAAGACACGGUGGAGAAGUGGAGGAGGCCGUGUCCGAUCUAGAGCUCUCUAUCUUCGUCUUCUUGAUUGAUGAAUUUUCCCACGAACUUGUCUCUUCCUCGACAUGUUCAUGA
Microthlaspi erraticum is the source of this 1341-nucleotide messenger RNA. The record is from the annotation of a GenBank genome assembly. Lineage: Eukaryota; Viridiplantae; Streptophyta; Magnoliopsida; Brassicales; Brassicaceae.